This is a messenger RNA of Mugil cephalus (flathead mullet), 1557 nucleotides long. Its product is annotated as inactive pancreatic lipase-related protein 1-like. The record is from RefSeq and is a predicted model, not a curated record. The coding region runs from base 89 to 1498 and encodes 469 amino acids. Gene Ontology annotation, biological process: lipid metabolic process. Gene Ontology annotation, molecular function: triacylglycerol lipase activity; protein binding. The transcript has 13 exons. NCBI's taxonomy places the organism in Eukaryota, Metazoa, Chordata, Actinopteri, Mugiliformes, Mugilidae.
GUUUCCCCACUCCUACGUGGGCAAAAAGGCAGGUGACUGGAGUGUUUGAAACAGAGCAGAGUUCACUACCGUCCUGCCUGAUCCUGAGAUGUCUCUGAUGUGGACUUUGGGUUUGUACUGCUUCCUCAUUGGCGCAUCACAUGCGGCCGAGGUCUGCUAUAAUCAUCUGGGCUGUUUUAACACCUUGCCUCCCUGGGGGGGCACCAUCCAGAGACCAGUUUCCGCCCUGCCCUGGCAGCCUGAAGAGAUGGGGACACGCUUCCUCCUCUUCACCCAGAGAAACAGCUACUACCAGGAGAUAGAGCCAGACGUAACCAUCGAUGCAUCCAACUACAGCGGGAUGAGAAAUACUAAAUUUAUUAUCCCUGGUUAUUUGGUAAACGGAGAUGAGGACUGGCCUCAAGACAUGUGUAAGGUCAUGGUAAAGAACGAGAAUGUGAACUGCAUUGCUGUGGAGUGGAAGAAUGGAGUGAAGUCUUGGUUCAGUCAGGCUGCCAAUAAUGCCAGGGUGGUGGCUGCACAGGUGGCCUUCAUGAUAACAUACCUCAUGGGCCACUUCCGACAGAAUGCUGGUAAGUUCCACCUUAUUGGACACAGUCUGGGAGCGCACGCUGCAGGAGAGGUUGGUAGCAGAAUCCCUGGCAUUGCACGCAUCACAGGACUGGACCCGGUUGAACCUUAUUUCCAAAACACUGAUGUCUCUGUGCGUUUGGACAGCAGCGAUGCCACAUUCGUGGAUGUCAUUCACACAGACGGAUCUCCAUUCGACUCCAGACUUGGUCUUGGGAUGUCAGAGCCUGUGGGUCACAUUGACUUUUACCCUAAUGGAGGAGAACUGAUGCCUGGUUGCUCUGCCAACAGAGGCGACCCCACUGACCUCGACAACAUCUGGGAGGGUAUCUUAAAGUUUGACCCCUGCAACCAUGCCCGUGCCUACAAGUACUACAGUGAGAGCAUUGCUACAUCCCAGGGCUUUGUAGGAUACCCCUGCUCUGACAAGGACAGCUUCGCUGCUGGAAAGUGUUUCCCAUGCGCAGACAGCACAUGUCCUCUGAUGGGCCACUAUGCUGACAGGUUCACUCUGACCGAUGGCAUUUCAAAGACGAAGUACUUCCUCACCACAGGCAGUUCAAAGCCCUUUGGCCGUUACAGCUAUAAAGUGGCACUAACCCUGGAUGGUCCCAGCUGGCCUAACCUGGGCAUAAUGUAUGUGGCUCUUGCUGGAGCGAAGCACUCCACCAAGGAGUUCCAGAUUCACUUGGGUACACUGAUUCCUGGACAGAGGUAUGAGAUGCAGCUUGAAGCUGAGGUGGAUGUGGUGGAAGUGACACAGGUGAAGUUUCGGUGGAACAACCACAUCAUUAACCUGCUGAACCCCAAGUAUGGGGCAUCCACGGUGGAGGUGCAAAGAGGAAAAGACAACAAGAUCACUGCCUUCUGUGGGACAGAAAACGUGGAAGAGAACGAGAUCCAGUCUGUGCUUCCAUGCCAAGCUUAACCAGCCACAGUCACUGAGUCACUCAGGGUCUUUCAAUAAAGAGUUCACAUUUAAAAGCA